ACUGGUGAACAGGAAAGGCUGGUGCACUGAUAGUUUGCCAGUCUCUCCUGCUGAUGAGAGCUGAGCUAUAAAAGCCCUCUCCCCCUCAUCUGGAGCCCAUUUCUUGGUCUGAAGUCUCACAGUGGGGAAAGCAGGGAUGAAGCUACUCUUUGCAGCUACUUUUGCACUCUUUGUGCUGUCUGCCUUUGACCAGGCAGACUCCUCAGCUUAUGACAAGAUAGUUGCCCAUAGUCGUAUUCGAGCAAAGAAAGAAGGACCAAAUGUGUGCGCUCUCCAGCAAGUGGUGGGGACAAAGAAAAAAUACUUCAGCACUUGCCGUAAUUGGUACCAAGGGGCCAUCUGUGGAAAGAAAGCGACUGUGUUGUAUGAGUGCUGCCCAGGUUACAUGAAGCUGGAUGGUAUGCGCGGCUGUCCUGCAGUUGCUCCCAUUGACAAUGUUUUUGGCACCGUCGGCCUGGUCAAAGCCACAACGACCCAGGACUACUCUGCUCUAUCCAAGCUACGGGAAGAGAUCGAAGGCGCCGGGUCGUACACUUUCUUCGCCCCCAGUAAUGAUGCCUGGGAUCUUCUCGAUCCGGAGGUAAGGACUGCUCUGGUGAGCAAUGUUAAUAUUGAGCUGUACAAUGCUCUGCACUACCACAUGGUCAACAAACGCCUGCUUACCAAAGACCUCAAGAACGGAAUGACCGCCACCUCCAUGUACAACGACUUGAGCCUGCUCAUCAAUCAUUACUCCAAUGGGGUUGUCACAGUGAACUGUGCCAGGAUCAUUCACGGCAACCAGGUGGCCACCAAUGGAGUGGUCCACGUCACUGACCGCGUCAUCACGGCCGUUGGCAACACUAUUCAGGAUGUGAUCGAAGUGGAUGACGACCUGAGUACUUUGAGCACUGUGGCCACUGCAUCCGGUUUGAUUGAGAAGCUGGGUCAACCGGGACACUUCACCCUGUUCGCCCCAACCAAUGAUGCCUUUGACAAGCUGGAUAGAGAGGUUCUGGAUAGGCUUAUGGAAGACAAGAAUUCCCUCCAAGCUCUCCUCAACUACCAUCUGUUGAACUCUGUUCAGUGCUCCGAGGCCAUCAUGGCCGGCACGUCUUACGAGACCCAGGAGGGCAGCAAUAUUGAGAUUGGCUGCGAUGGAGAUAGUCUCACAGUCAACGGCAUCAAGAUGGUACUCAAGAAGGACAUCGUCACCACCAAUGGAGUCAUCCACCUCAUCGAUCAAGUCCUCAUGCCCGACUCUGCUAAGCAGGUUAUGGAGUUGGUUGGACAAUCUCAGGGCACCUUCAGUGACAUGUUGACAGAGCUGGGCUUGUCUGCAGCUAUGAGACCCCAGGCUGAGUACACGCUCCUGGCUCCACUGAACACAGCCUUCAACGAUGAGGUGAUGUCCAUGGACCAGAGCUUCCUGAAGAUCAUUCUGGAAAACCACAUCCUGAAGAACAAGAUUGUGCUGAGUCAGCUGUACAAUGGUCAGCGUCUGGAAACACUUGCAGGAAAAUUUCUCCGAGUCUUCGUUUACCGCACAGCUGUCUGCAUUGAGAAUGCCUGCUUGAUCCGUGGAAGCAAAGAAGGAAAUAACGGUGCCCUCCAUCUCAUGAAGACCCUGAUCACGCCAGCAGAUUCAAGCAUGUACCAACUUCUGGUGAAAAACGGAGCCUUCAAGAUCUUUUUGUCCCUGAUGGAGGCAGCUGGCCUGAAUGAUCUGCUCAAACAGGAAGGAGAUUUCACACUUUUUGCUCCCACAGAUGAGGCUUUUGCAGGGCUCAGCGAGAGAGACUUGUCUCUUUUGAAGAGUGACGUUAACGCCCUCAGAGCCAUCCUGCUCUAUCACUUCAGUAACAGCAUCUUCAUCGGUGGAGGCUUGGAGACUGGAGUCACUAACCUCCUGAAAACACUCCAGGGCAGCAAUUUGAAGGUGUUGUUUGCAAAUGAGAGCAUGCUGGUCAACACUGUGAAAGUUCCUGAUUCUGAUCUAAUGGCCACAAAUGGAGUAAUUCACUUUGUUAGGACUCUUCUGUACCCUGAGGAUAUACCGGUUGGGAACCAGGACCUCCUUUCACUCCUGAGAAGGAUCAUCCGAUACAUCCAGAUUAAGUUUAUCUCUGGAUACAGAUAUCAGGAGAUUCCUCUGACAUUCAUGAAAAGAGUCAUCACAGUCCAGAGAGAGCCCACCAUCACCAAGGUGACACGGGUUAUUGAGAGCCCAACAAAAAUUAAAAAGGUCACCCGUGUGAUUGAAGGUCAGCCCUCUGUCACUAAGGUCACCAGGGUAAUCGAAGGUGAUCCUACCAUGACUAAGGUUACCAGAGUCAUCGAAGGGAAUCCAUCUGUUACCACAGCCAUUGAAGAUUUUGGCGAGGACCCUGAAGAAAUCACCAGAUACAUUCAAGGGGGAAGAGUGACUCAAAGAAGACCAGCAGUUCCCCGGAGGAGAACCUAAAUCAAGACCAGCCACAGUGAGCCCAAGUAGAAAACAAGACCUGAAGAGUUUAGCAUAUACUUCCUUCAUUUACUUGCGCAAUGGUCCAGAACCUACCAGGUUGGAGUUGAGUUUAAGGCAAAAGAAAAACAAACUCGAUUUUGCUCAUUCCUGUUAAGGCAAAAGAAAAACAAACUCGAUUUUGCUCAUUCCUGUUGCCCCAGAGAUAAUAGAUGAUUUUGUUCAAGUACAUUUGGUCCAAACAGGAAUAUGAAAUUCCCCAGACGUUUGUAAAUAUUUCAAGCUUUCUCUCUUUUUUGUUGUAAAAUGUGGUUUGAAAAAUGACCGGUUCAUGAAUAAGUGAUCAUAUGUGACGUGAUACACAAAAUCUGAUGCUUUCUGAUGAUUUUGUGUGAAAACAAUUCAGAAACAUUUGUACAACCAUGCAUUACGGUUGGAGUACACUCAUUACUUGAGGCAUCCGGAAAAAAAAAAUGGAAGCGUUCAUAUGAAAUACAUGGUGUAGGGAAGAGUUGCCUUAAACCAGUAAUAUGAAUUUAUUUUUUUCUGGGGUUUACCGUUGCAUGGACAAUGAUUUUAUGGUGCUCAUGUUUAGAUGGUGUAAAAUCUAAAAUAAAGACAGAAAUUGUGUUGCAUUGUUUUGUUAUAAAAUCUCAAAUCUUUUUCAUGUUUCUUUUCUGGUGGGAUAGAGGUUAAAUGUUCUUCUUUAGUGUUUUGUGUGUGUAUGUAAGUGUGUCCAUUUGCAUAAACCAUGCACAAAUGUGCUGAACAAUGCAUGCUUUGAAAACUCAAAGCUUUAUCUCAAACUGAAUUUUCUUGUUUCCAGUCCAAAUUUAAUUCAACAUGAACAGGUUUUGGCUCCUUUGCAUUUAUUUUUCAAUUUCCAUAAUAAACUCAACUUUUAGACAUGGAA
Messenger RNA from Sinocyclocheilus rhinocerous, 3356 nucleotides. RefSeq names its product periostin-like. Gene Ontology annotation, molecular function: cell adhesion molecule binding. The coding region runs from base 137 to 2443 and encodes 768 amino acids. Gene Ontology annotation, biological process: extracellular matrix organization; cell adhesion. The record is from RefSeq and is a predicted model, not a curated record. Lineage: Eukaryota; Metazoa; Chordata; Actinopteri; Cypriniformes; Cyprinidae. Gene Ontology annotation, cellular component: extracellular matrix. The transcript is spliced from 21 exons.